UUACGCGCUGUGAAUCAGGAAGUAUUUGAAUUCAAGAGAAACGAAACUUAUCUCUCCUCUAGUACACAAGUGAUUCAACUUCUAAUAGAUCCACACCGCUGUUCUUUGGGAUAAACUGUAAAGGAAAUCAUAUUUGAGCUGUAUUUCUGUCGAGCCCUUAUUACAGAACAGAGACUGAGAAUCUGUUCAUAUUUGAACACCACAAAGAAAUGGCCGAGUCUGCAGUGAGUCAGUAUGUGGAUCAGUUCAGCUGUCCAGUCUGUCUGGAUCCUCUGAAGGAGCCGGUGACGAUUCCCUGUGGACACAGUUACUGUAUGAGCUGUAUUACUGACUGCUGGGGCCAGAAGGAGCAGGGGCCGCCGUACCGCUGUCCCCAAUGCAGAGAGAGCUUCAGUCAGAGACCUCUACUGAAGAAGAACACUCUGAUAGCUGAGAUGAUGGAGACGCUGCAGAAGACGUCCCUACAAACGGCUGCUGUGGAGUGUGAUGUUUGCACUACAGAGAAGAACAGAGCUGUAAAGUCCUGUCUGCAGUGCUUGGCCUCCUUCUGUCAAACUCACCUGCAGCUUCACUAUGAAUCUCCUGCGUUUAUGAAGCACAAACUAGUCGAAGCUUCCAGAAACAUUCAGGAGAACAUCUGCCUCAGUCAUGGGAAACUUCUGGAGAUUUACUGUCAGGAUGAUCAUCAGUGCAUUUGUAACUUGUGUAUGAUUGACAAUCAUAACGGCCACCGUUUGGUGUCUGUGGAUUCAGAAUGGACUAGCAAGAAGAAAGAGUUAAAGAAGAUAAAGGUGGCGUGUCAGAAGCUGAUCCAGGAGCGAGAGAGAGGUCAGCGGGAACUCAGAGAAGCUGUGAAGUCUUUGAAAAGUUCAGCUCUAGAGACCAUGGAGGACAUUGAGAAGGUCUUCACUGAGCUCAUCUGCUCUCUUGAGAAGAAACGCUCUGAGAUUAAAGAGCAGAUCAGAGCUCAGGAGAAGACUGAGAUAGAUCGAGCAGAGGAACUUCACAAACAUCUGGAUCAAGAGCUGACAGAACUCAGAAAAAGACAAGCAGAGAUUGAGAAACUUCUGAUUACUGAUGAUCAGAUCCAGUGUCUGAAGAGCUGUCAGUCUGUGUGUGUUUUACCUUCAUUUGAAGACGUUCCCAGCUUCACUCAACACACUCAUCUGUCUUUUAAAGACAUUUCAAUCUCAGCGUUUAAGGAGGUUUUGGAGGAUGCCUGUCAACAACAAACAGCUAGAAUAUCUCGAGAAGUGUCAAAUGUCCAUGUUUCAGAGUCUCCAAAACCUGAAUCUCCAAAUGAAUUUUUGCACUAUUUCUGUCAGCUGCAACUGGAUCCAAACACUGCACACCGAAACCUCAAACUGUCAGAAGAAAACAGAAAAGCAUCACAUUCAGCUGAAGUUCAGCAAUAUCCUGAUCACCCAGAGCAAUUUGAUGGAUAUUACCAUGUCUUGUGUCGGGAGAGUUUGUACAGUCGCUGUUACUGGGAGGUCGAGUGCAGUGGAGACAACUGGUCUGUAGCAGUUUCUUACAAAGGAAUUAGUCGUAAAGGAAGAAGUGAAGACUGUAGACUUGGCUUCAACAAAGAAUCUUGGAGAUUGUCCCGCUAUCAACAGAAUGUCCAUUUCAUACAUGAUAAAGCCCAAGUCUCAAUCCCUGCUGUCUGCUCCUCUAGAAUAGGAGUGUAUCUGGAUCACAGAGCAGGAACUCUGUCCUUCUACAGCGUCUCUGACACAAUGACUCUCCUUCACAGAGUCCAGACCACUUUCACUGAACCCUUAUACCCUGCUUUUGGGGUUAGUAAUGGUUCAUCUGUCAGGAUCAUAGAGCAAAGAAGAAUUUAGAUCAGUAAUAAAAAGGGCUUUUCACACUGCUUUAACCCCUGGGUUCCUGUUUGUUUUCACUUCCUUGUCCGAUCACCAUCAUUAUACAUUGUGUUGUAUCUGCCACUCUGCCUGUUUGGAUUAAACAUGGAUUUUUAUAUUGAGCUCUUCUUCUUUGUCUUCCUUCAUGAACACAGCCAUGACAGAUGAUCGGACCGCCCAAAAUGGAUGAGAGGGCAAUAAUGCUCAUCCAGGCUCAGGAGAGCCCAGACCUUUUUUCGUUUAUCAAGGACUUUAUUUGUUUGGCCGUCACCAGCUCCCUGGACGACGAGACCCUCAAGACCUUGUUCCGGAUCGGGGCUACAUUCCACCAAGGCCUCGGCCUCCCAAACACCACCGGACUGACCUGGAGAGAAGCUGUCAUUCAGUGUCUGGAGAGUGUCGCGUCCCGAUCUGGAACACAGCCAGACCCAGAGCCCGUAGCAACACCCUCAACUGUGGAGAACUCGCAUGUGCCCCCUGCAGACAAUGAGCCAGCAUCCGCCACAACACGUCAGCCAGAGCCCGAGGAAAAGAGGACAGAGCUGACCCUUGCCCCGGAUGUGCUGCCCUACCGCAAGUCUGACCAGGGGUGUGAGCCAGCGACAUCAGCGGAUGAGGGAGUCACGACAAUGGAGGAUGAGGACUGGCUAAUCGACUUCAGUGAGGAAGUUCCAUCUCCCACCCUUUCCCACCCAGUAUCUUCAUCCUCAUAAUUGUUUCUGUAUGGUAUAAAUGACUGUAAAGACUGUAUAUUACUCACCAUUACACCGUUGAUAUCUUCACCACCUCCAUCACCCCAGAGCUCAGCCAGUCCUCCAACCAUGCUGCUGCCGGAGGCCCACAGCCCUGCUCCGUCUACCGUGGGAGCCCCGCUCUGACGUCGAGCCACAGGUCGUGUGUCCACCUGCAGCCCCAUCACCUGAGGAUCCUGCGGCUCCGCCUCCGGCUUCUGAGAUCCUCAUUCCAUCUCGGUCUGACAGCUCCGUCGGGGCUCCUCCCACCUACAGCUUCACUGGAGACCCUCGGACUUCCGGUUCCUCCGGGUUCCCUCGUCCUGCCGGCUCCCCCUUGGUCAGUCGUCGCACCUCUUCCAUCACAGACUUGCGGUCCGUCCGCUGCACUCCUUCCUUCCACCCCUAUGACGUCAGUGGGCUCCUCCUUCCCCUUGGUGUCGCCUCUGUCCUCUGUCACACCGGAUCCACCUCAGCCCUCGGGUACUCUGGCAAGGCCUUCGAUGGUCGUCGCCGCGACAUUGCCUGGGUCUCCAGUACCAGCGAUGUCGGUCGUCUCCAACGCUUCUCCGUCUGCGCCGGCGUAUCCAUCGGCCAUGCCUCUGUCGGUCGCCCCCCAGUUGUCGUCAGCCACGUCACCAUCUAGACUCCUCCCUCCCUCGUCUUCGCCAUGGGCUGUUGGCUCUGGGUCUGUGCCCUCGGCUGUCUACCAUCUACGCCACCAGGGGAUCGUCGUCCUCCCUUCACCACUCCCUCAUCACCUUCACUUCGCCCGCCUCCAGAACCCCCUCUGACCCUCCCCAUGGAUGUCCCAUUACAGCACGAGGACGCACCUCGCCGGAGGGUGGCGUGAUGUCACAGUCACCCUCAUGUUCUGUUUGUUUUGGUUUUCUCUUGUCAUAUGUGCUCCCUUGUUCUAGUUCCCGCCACCCAUCAGUCACCAUGGACACUAACCACCAUAACAGCUGCACGUCAUUAGUUAAUCUUCCUUUGUGUAUAAGUUCCUGUUUGUUUUCAGUUCCUUGUCCAAUCACCGUCAUUAUACGUCGUGUUGUAUCUGCCACUCUGCCUGUUUGGAUUAAACUUGGAUUUUUAUAUUGA
Megalobrama amblycephala (Wuchang bream) is the source of this 3700-nucleotide messenger RNA. Its product is annotated as E3 ubiquitin/ISG15 ligase TRIM25-like. NCBI's taxonomy places the organism in Eukaryota, Metazoa, Chordata, Actinopteri, Cypriniformes, Xenocyprididae. The transcript is spliced from 7 exons. The record is from RefSeq and is a predicted model, not a curated record. Gene Ontology annotation, molecular function: protein binding; zinc ion binding. Bases 210 to 1847 code for a protein of 545 amino acids.